AUGGCGAAGACAGGCAAAGUCAAGCAGAAUCCUACUGCAAACCCGAGAUCUCGAGCGUCAAAGAGAGCCACUUCUCCAUCCGUUGAUUUGGACAGAUCCCUUCGAGACGCUCCCCGGGCUUCAGAUGCCACACCUGUCCUGUCAGCCCGUUCAAAUGGCAGGGUAACUAAGUCAAAGCCGAAGCAAAAACAGUUGAGCCGGGGUCAAAAGAAAAGGCAUGAAAAGGGACUGGCACGGGCAGAGGCUGUCCAGGACCGGUUAGCCAAGAAGUUAAACGAUGCGUCAGGAAAGCUCAAAAAGAUCCGGGAGAGGAAAGGGAUGUGGGACGAGGUGAACGGCACCACCAAGCUGGAACAGACGAGGGAAGUUCUCAGUGCACACGUGGACAGGCCAGAAGAGAACGAGUGGGAAGACGAACCCAUGCAAGAGGAGGAGGUCUUUCGGAAAGGCCAAUUAAAGGUCGUGGAGGGGGUGAUUGUGCCCUCGACAGCGCCUGUGAACAAAUUGCUCGUUGUUGAUCGAACACCCUCUGCGCCAAUAUCGGAUGUGGAAGACGAGGCGGACAAGAUUACAUGA
Messenger RNA from Capronia coronata CBS 617.96, 576 nucleotides. RefSeq lists its product as uncharacterized. Lineage: Eukaryota; Fungi; Ascomycota; Eurotiomycetes; Chaetothyriales; Herpotrichiellaceae. The transcript is spliced from 2 exons. Gene Ontology annotation, cellular component: preribosome, large subunit precursor; nucleolus. The record is from RefSeq and is a predicted model, not a curated record. Bases 1 to 576 code for a protein of 191 amino acids. Gene Ontology annotation, biological process: ribosomal large subunit export from nucleus.